Molecule: messenger RNA, 2835 nt
Organism: Acromyrmex echinatior (Panamanian leafcutter ant)
Lineage: Eukaryota; Metazoa; Arthropoda; Insecta; Hymenoptera; Formicidae
Cellular component (GO): extracellular region
Source: RefSeq, a predicted model, not a curated record
AACGCACUUACGUCGAGGGCGAGAUGGUUCGCGACAUCGAGUGGAAGGCCGCAUGCGACAAUUGUUUCUGCGCGAUGGGCGCCAUACGAUGCGUUCCGCUUGCGUGCGCCCCACCUCUUCAAGGCUGCAGCCCGAUCGUUCGAGAAGGACAAUGCUGUCCAUCCACCUACAAUUGCAGCGGCAGCAUCGAAGUAAAGGCUACCCAAAACUACGCAUCCUACGCCUUCGUCAGCAAGGACUACGCUAAGUUUCGCAAGGAGACCAACUUUUUCCUAGGAUUACCAUAUCCAAAUCACAAGAAAAGACCCGCGAUUGAUCAAUCUACGAAUCCGUCCGUCGAAGGACGAGGUCACAGAGUGGUCGAGGAACGGAUUAGCACCAGUACGAUCGAUCUCGAGGAGGACUCAUCUGUCGCCACCUACUCGACCGCUUGGCCCUCGACCAUGGAGACCGACAUCAUGGACAAUGAAAUCUUGAUAGGGACGGUGGACUAUAAAUCGACCUUGGAAGUGACGACUACCGCAACUUUAACGAAUGAGUUAUCAAGUAACACUGAAUCGACAGCAUCAUUCGAGUCGACACCGGCAUCCAAAGACGCUGAUUCUGUCACUCGUGAUUCCUGCACGACGUGUUCAACGAACACGUUCACGGACUCCACAACGGAGGAUGCAUCUAGCACAGAUAGCUCGACAAUCUCGUUGUCGGAAUGGACGACGAUGCUUCCCGAAUUAACGCUCAAUAAUGGAAACGAUGAAAACGAAGAUACUGGCGGGGAUGAAAACAAAAACACAAGCGAAAAUGAGGAGCGGAACGAAGAUGAGGCUACGGAGAGAGAAACAAUGAUGGGAGAGAAAACAGAUAUAAUUGAGAAAAACAAAACUACGGUGCAUCCUUUCGUAGUUUCUACGGAUGCCGGGAAAACGCUUAUCCCCGAGAAAUUAUCCUUCGAGAACUCCACUCUCAUUAAGAGGACGAAGACCGGUGGCAAGAGACCCGUCACCAGUCCAUCGUCGACGAUCCUCAUGCCAGACGACAUCCUCGUGAUGAACGUGACAGUCAAGACGAAUGUCUCGGUGGGCCAUAUACAAGGUGUCACGAUAAAUCCAAUUAGGUCCAUUCCGCCUGACAUUGAGACUAUCUUGAAUAUUACUCAUCGAGAAAAAGGCGAAGAUUAUGACUACGACUAUAGUGAACGGCUUCUGCCACCGUCACUGCCGAACGUUAGGAUAAUACCCUUUGUGGCGGCAGACGCGUUGGUGAAAGGCAAGGAUGUACCUUCGUCUAAAACUGGAUAUUCUCUUGGUUCAGUUGUAGUACCUCCUAAGCUACGACCGACCGAUGCUUCCGGCUUUUAUGAUAUUGCAACCCAGGAGAAUCGAUUUAGCCCGCCCGUAGAGACCGAAGGUGGUUUUAUACCUAGAGAGCCGUCAUACUUCGAUGUUCCUUACCGCUCCACAGACUUAAAUCUUGAGAUUGGUACUGGAGUUACUGUAGUUCCACAAAUUACGAAUCCACAUAAAAAAAAUAAUGAUUUAUCGAACAAGUGCCAUUUUGAAGAUAUGGAAUACCGUCAUGGUGAAAUCUUGCCACGUGCCGCUUUUUGUAUAAUCUGUAUGUGUUAUUACGGAGAAAUCGUCUGUUCUUCGCAGAAGUGUCCGCCAUUGAAAAUUGGCUGUCGCAGAAUCAAUUCUGAGGAGAAGUGUUGCGGAAAAAUCGUUUGUGUCGAAGCCGACGAAUCGCCAACGGUGGUGCUUGACCGCGCUGAUGCCACGGCACCUUCUCAACGACAGCCAACGGUGUCCCCGGAUCCGUUUCGCGACGUCAUCAAGACCGAGCCAGCCCCCGACUUACCUUCUUUGAUUGAAGACAUGAUUCCAUAUCUGGUUGAACGCGGCAUCACGACGCCCAAACCGACGACAACCAUGACAGCUUCGAAGACUUCGGCUCAAGAUUUGGUGGGCAAUCAAUUACAACACCCUCCAAACUUUGACUUCAUGGAGGUACCGCUUAUACAACCGCCCUUCGAUUACGGAGAGGAAACUGUCGACUCCUCUUUUCUGGCGAAGAUGAAGUACGGAGCGAACCGUGAGACAUUUCCAACAGAUACUGUUUCGUUAACGUACGAUUUCAAGAAUCAGGUCCUAGAUCACAAACCCUUCGAAAAUCCCGAGGCAGACAUUUUCGAUUACGACAGAACAAUGUUGACCAAGUUAAAUAGCACGACCGAUGGUACGAAGUACGAUUUCCAUCGGAGCAAUACUACGGAGCAGAAGUUCGCGAUGGGAAACGUAUCCGAGACCAAGAAUCUCGAUAGAAACUUCACCAGCGAAGAGGACAAUCAUACUACGAGAUACGACAAUCGUACCGAGUCAGAUAAUUUCCCAAGUGAAGAUGGAAAGACCACCGAGAACGUCGAGGACGUCACCAUCUUUUCUUUGGACAAUGUUCUUAAGUUGCUAUUUUCCUCAAAUACAAGUUCCAGCAACAAGCUGACUGAAACCACAAAGACGCUGAAUGUUUCCUCCGUCAGCGGUGUACAAGAGGAUCAGGAGACUCUUGUCGUUUCAUCGACGAGUGCAGAAGGGUUAACCGAGGAAACAGAAACUGUCGAGACGUCCUCGAAGGUCCUCGACAACGAGAUACCAAUGUCCGUGGGCAGUUUGCUGAAGCUGGCGGGUUGCAAUAUAUAUGGUCGAAUGUAUCGCGUCGGCAGAAUUAUAACGGAGCUCUCAAGUCCCUGUGAGGAAUGCAAGUGCACGGAAAUUGGUGUCCGGUGCGAACAGUUGGAAUGUUAAUUUGAUUCAUCGUCAACAGUAAAUGUUUCGCGAACGUUUG